This is a messenger RNA of Rhineura floridana, 2012 nucleotides long. Its product is annotated as maestro heat-like repeat family member 5. The record is from RefSeq and is a predicted model, not a curated record. Lineage: Eukaryota; Metazoa; Chordata; Lepidosauria; Squamata; Rhineuridae. The coding region runs from base 42 to 2012 and encodes 656 amino acids. The transcript has 15 exons. Gene Ontology annotation, cellular component: cytoplasm.
CAGACAGCAUAAAGGAGAUUGGCCAGCAGUCAGCAGAGGCAAUGUACCAUCUCCACUACAUCAUGAUGACCAAACUGGCUAAGGAGGUAGAGAAAAAGCGGAAGAAUAAGAAAGGCAACGUUGUGAAAUGGUUCCGAGAAGACUUUUUCAUCUCUGGUCCGACCAUAUUUUACAACAACAUCUCAAAAGUGGCAAAGGCCUUUGGGGAGCACCUCACACCCAGCCAGAUCACAGACCUCGCGCUCAAAGCGAUUGACAGCUUGACACAUGAAGACAAGGCCAUUUCACAGGCUGCGGGAAUCCUGCUGAGCUCAUUCCUGGAGGAAUGUGGGAUGGACAUGGAAGAUCUGCCCAUGAUUAUCAAGGAAAUUUACCACCACCUCGAAAGGAUCAUUGACCCAGUUACCAAAGAACAGACGCUGAAAGCUGUGUGCAACCUUGCCUCAAAGCGUCUGAAUGGAGUGGUGGACAUCCUUCUGGAAUGCUCGCUGGAAUGUGAUGACAGUGUAGCCGAAAUAUGGAAGGCUUUAGUCGCUGACCCUUAUUCCAACAUCAAGCUGAUGAGACCGCUACUCAAAAGGCUGCAGGAUGAAGACCCCCUUUCGGAAGUCACUUUCAGGCGGCACAGCAAGUCUCAAAUGCCAAUGGCGGCCACCAAUGCUUUGUGCCUGAUCCUAUCCUUACCUGAGGCUGCAGAUACACUACAGAACAAGUUCCCCCACCUCCUGCUUGCGCUGGUCACUCAGAUCUACUUUGUCAUUGGGUCAGGCAGGAAAGGAUCCAAGAGGACAAGUCUUGGCACUGAUGCCCCUGUGCGUCUCACUCCAUUAAGCACAGCUGUCCAGGCUCUGAAAAACCUGAUUGCCUGUGCCGGCUACAUCAGAGAAUACAAUAUUUUGGGGAUGCAAGGCUGCUGGGACAUGUUGUCAACUCCGGAAACAUACUUUGAUGGCAUUUUUCAUUUGGCAAGGACUUUGUUUGCAUUCUCCAAAGUUCACCUCAGGAUGACUUUCAAGCAGGCCAACACCUACUUGCGUCGCCCUGAUGCUAAGGAGAGGACAAUUGGGAUGGCCUUCUUCACUGAGCUUCUUUUUCAUCCAGAGGUCGGCCUCUUUUUUGUGAAGCAAGAUAUACUAGACGUCCUCCGAGAGUGGAUGGUACAAACCUCUGUCCUCAUGCAGAUCUUCAGUAUUCGAGGGUUGGGCUAUAUCCUGCAGCACCCGCUGGAGGACGAGGUCGUGGAGCCUUUCCUCUAUCCCCUGAUAAACUGUGCUACUGAUCCAGACAAGAAUAUUGCCAAAGAGUCCAUUAAGAGCCUCCAGUAUCUGUUUAACCACUUGGACGUGGAGGAAUAUGGGUUCAUGGGGAUCAACCUUCUCUUUCAUCUCUUGAAACACUUUAAUGACGAAGACAACGAACUGCAAAAGUCGUCCAUCGUUCUUUAUGGGCUGCUGUUGAGGGGAGUGAAAGAGGAGCAGAGAAACAUUGCGGUGGAAGAUGUUUUGAAAAGCCUCGUCCCUCUGAUCAUACAGCUGACAGACCCUUACAGCGGAGAAGUAUCUAAGAGUGUGCUCACCACUUGUGCAAACUUCAUGAGAAUGAGUGAGGUGCCCAAUGACCUCUUUGAGUUUACAGCGCAAGACAAACUCUACAACAAAUACUUUAACAUCUCCAAGUACAUGUUGUGGAGAUACACACAGAAAUUGCCAGAAAUGCUCGCCCAGAUGAUUCAGUACAUGAAAAGCAGGAACCCUUUGUACCGAGAGGCAGCAGCCAUAUUGAUAGCAUGCAAUGUACAGUGUAUGAAACCAGACGUGGUCUCCGCUAAGCAAGUUGAGGAUGUUUAUCUAGCUCUCCGGGACCUGCAGGGCGACUGUGAAGCGUGCGUCUCCAACGCUGCCGUUGCGUCCAUUGAGGAGUUGUUCAAGCACUGCGGGAGUCGCAUCAACCCAAAGAUUGUGCCCAGCCAGCUCGUCCUGUCCAUGCUGAAAAACAACAUCGCAAAGCACUGA